UGGGCAGGUAUAACAAAUAAUGAUGUCGCUGCACCAUGCUGAUGAUAAUAGUAGUACUGUAUAAAGCACUGGUACGCAACUGAAAUUAAUGAAAGGGCCGCAUGUGUGGACCUAAACAGCCCUGAGGGCCACCAGACCAAUACAGCCAAAUUAUAGAAACCGCCAAUUAAAAAACAGAGAUAAAGAAACAAUCAGAAGUACAUUCACGGACUAAAUAGAAGCAUUGUUACCAUUUCUGUAUUGAAUAACAAGUACAAUUAUUGGUAAUGCAUGUGCAGUUCCAGUGUAAGACCAUAGUUUCCAGCAGCGUUUUGAAGUCAGGCGUAAGGCAAGCAUAUCGUAGCUCAGCGGAGAUUUCCAAGUCUGUUGCUAAUUUUUCAUUGCCCUCGCAUCUUUUUGAAGCAGCUGGUGUGUUUGACUCUCCGAAAACCCUUUCCAGCACCUGUUGUCACAAAUGUAUCUAUUUUAAACUAUCUUUGCUAUCGCUAACUCAAAACCUCUCUUCCCAAUUUCACUGCAGUAAAAAGUACUGUAUCGCACAAAUUACUUACGAAGAACAACCAUCUCCUAGCAACAGAUCUUGCAGCAAACAGUAGUGAGACCUACCUGACUAUUAAAACGCUUGGAGUGCUGUGAAGUAUGGCAAAGUGACGGGAACCAGUCACUAACCAAAUUUAAACAAACUAAGCAUUCCAGUGAAACAUUGGUCUGUGAAAGUUAGCCAGUUACUUUCAAUAACUUAAUUGCCGACUUGUCUGUACUACGGCAGCCAUAGGUCAGUUUUUUAUUUUUUAUUUUUUAACUCACCUCUGAACCACAGCUAAAUCGUUUUAAAUCAACAUGUAAGGUAGCUGUGAAUUGUGUGAGCGGCUUCAAUUAAUGUGUUUCAUUGCGGUGCCGAUUCUACUAGGAGAGCAUCAUAUUAAAACCGUGUUGUUUGACAUUUUAUAUAGUAAACAUUAGCUGUCAAAAUAGUGCAAUUCCGUCGUUAUAGAGAAUUUUGCAGUCACCCGCACUCUUUCGCGUUUAACCUUGUGGUUCAGUUUCUAUUUAUUUAAUAUGUCUUCCUGCUACAGUCCCGCACUGAGGCAGCUUCUAAAUACACAGAGCAUAAGAAUAUAUCUAACUGGCUUAACUUGUCAUGUUGACUGUAAAUGUAAACAAACAAAAAAAAUAAAAAAAACAGUAUGUGUUUCUUCAUAAGGCAAUUAAGGACUAGUAAUUUUGAUGUCCAAAUUGAUGGGGAGGUUAAUGAGGAAGUCUCAGAAGUUACAUUUUUAAGAAUUAUUAUUGAAAUUUGAUAGGCACAUUAAAAAGGUUAGUAGGACAGUUAAAAUGAACUUAGCAAAUUUUAGACAUAUCAGUGAUCAUUUAACCACCAAAGCUGCUAAACUAUUAUCUUUACACAUAUAUCAUAUGGUAUUACCUCCUGGUCUCAAGCAAGCGAAUCAGUGAUUAAAACAAUAGGUUCUCUUUAUAAGCAAGCUCUAAAAAUCUUGGAUAAAAAACCUGCGAGAUACCAUCACCGUAACAUUUUGAUAAGUGCCAAUUGCUGAGUUUUGAUAAUUAUGUCAACGUUUCCUAUGCGAAAAUGGUACUUAAAACUGUGCAUGGAUUAUGUACUCCGCCCUUAAAGGAAUUCAUGAAAAAGCUCUCUGAAGAUACUAACAGGCUCACAAGGGAAGCUGUAUGUGGGAAUUGUAAAGUGGAAAGGCGUAGAACAGCAUUUGCCCAAACAGCUCUCUCUAUGAGAGGUACUUUAUUCUGGAACACUUCCUUCAGAAAGUAAGGUUAAGGGAUUUUAAAAUAUUCUGUAAUAAACUUAAGGCAUGGUUGAAACAUAAUCAAUUAUGCAAUCAUUCAUGUACUUGAAUUGUGUAUAUUGGAUGUUUAUAUUCUAUAAAUUGCACUGUAACUUGAUAAGCUGCUGAUUGUUAUGCACUUUUAAUAGGUAAUUUAUGACUUUAAUGUUGUAUGUAUUUUUAAUCAAAUAUCCAAUAAGAGUUUAUUGUUAUAGUUUAGAGUAGAAGUAAUAUGGAGAUUUAUUACAGUUGUCAUCAAUGUCUGCCCAGGGACUGUCAAUGGAAAUUAGCCUGCUGGCUACAUUGAAAAUGCAAUGCAUCUUGUGUCAUGUAAGUGACACUUAUGUUAUAAUUGUGCGUGUCCCUAAUAAAUGAAAAACAAUAAAUACAAAUACAUCGGACAAACACAUCGAAUCGCCAGGCUGUAAAGGUCUGAUUGAUGGAAACGAUCCACACAGGAAGUAAUUCCCGCCCCGGGACAGGUGUGCGCUUUUAGUAACUAGUUAUCAAAACCAUUCAAUUCCUUUAGCGACCGAUCACGCAAUUCACGCUAACUUACAUGUUCAAUAAAAUCAAUUAAUUUGCGGUUUUGAGAGGCGAGUUGAAAAACCUGACUGUUUUAAAGUGUGUUUUAAUUAUGGGGCCAGUUGGAAAUCCUAGUCUGUAAUAUCAUAGCCACACAUACUGUUACUCACAGAGACAAACAGACGAUUAAAAGAAACCCGAUUUAAUUUGCUUGAGUCCCGGUGCAGCCAGAGUUAUCACAGUCCGCCUUCCGUUCAUCGCGUGACACCUGCUGGCGCUCUAGUGUGCAGAGUGGGCAGGACAGGUAAUCUACACUGCAUAUCGCAACGACCUCAACUUUACCCAUAGCGUGUUGUGACCCCAUGACAAUAUCAUUUUAAAUGAUGGUAUUUGCAUAUAAACUUUUUGUUGUGCAAACUUCUACUCUCUCCUGCUCAUUAAUUUGCAUGUAGCUAAUGUACUGUGCGUACUGUGUGUAAUAGAAGUCACUUGUCUCACCAAUGAAAAGAAUGACAGCUUGGAUACACUUAAGCAUUUAAAAUGUGGUGCUUUCAAACAGUCAUUCUUGUCCUCAUUUGGAAAUGGAUGCUUGCUUCUUUCGAAAGAUCGGACCUGGCCCCAACCUCUGUGCUGGGACAGAGGGAGAACCCUCUGCUUGACACCUCCGGGCUACCCCGCUUUGCUCACAUCUCGGCCGCGGAUGUUCUGCCCGGAAUCACCAAGGCAGCCGCGGAGCUUGAGAGGAGGCUGCAACGCUUUGAAUACACCCUGGAGACGACCAAGAACACACUGAGAACGUGGGCCUCCAUGGAAGAACCCCUGGAGAUCCUGAGGAGACCCUUUGACUACAGCUGGAGGGUGGUGUCCCAUCUACAGAGUGUGAAGAGCUCCCCAGAGCUGAGGGCAGCUGUACAGCAGGCACAACCUAUUCUCCUUGACAUUUCCUCAAAGUUUGAGCAAAGUGUUUCCAUUUAUAACGCUUUUAAGGAUCUUCGUUUGAAUAAGAAGCUGGAUGGAGCUCAGCACAGGAUCGUUGAAUCCAAUCUAUACAUUAUGAAAAAUAGUGGUGUGGAUCUAGAGGCAGAGAAGAGACAUCGCUUUAAUGAGAUCAAUCAACUGCUGGCAAACCUAACCACCAGGUUCAGGAACAACGUGCUAGACACCACCUCAGGCUUCUCCAUCGUACUGACUGACAAGAGCAGUGUGGAGGGGCUGCCAGAAAUGUCCCGCCAGCUGCUGGCAAGUGCUGCUGUGUCUGGCACUGGUGAAAGCCCCGACCCCAAGAAUGGCCCCUGGAAGGUGGGUCUGGACCUGCCCAGCUAUGAACCUGUGAUGAUGUACAGCAGCAACAGGAAACUCCGUGAGCAGCUCUAUAGAGCCAGGGCUGGCAGGGCAUGCUCCGGACAGCAUGACAACAUCGCUGUCAUUGAGGAGAUCAGAAAACUCAGACAGGAGAAAGCUGUGAUAUUGGGCUAUAAGAGCUAUGCAGAGUUCUCGCUGAGUGCAAAUAUGGCAAAGAAUGUGUACGCAGUGUGGGGCAUGCUUGAUUCCCUUCAUAACAAGACCUAUCCAGUGGCUUUGAAGGAGGUUGCGUUUUUGACGGAUUUUGCUAGCAGAAGUGGUCAUCAAGGGAAACUAGAAAAGUGGGAUACUGCCUACUGGACACAGAAACACAUGAAGACACUGUUUAGUAUUUCAGACGAAGAAUUUAGACCUUACUUUCCUCUGGAACGUGUUCUUGCUGGCCUGUUUAAUUUGAGUUCGGACCUGUUUGGGAUAAAGAUUCGUCCGGCGGACGGUGCAGCAGAGGUUUGGGACAAUGCAGUGCGCUUCUUUAAUGUCUACAAUGAGAAAGAGAUCCACAUUGCCUCCUUUUUCUUGGACCCUUAUUCCCGCCCGAAGGAGAAGCAGACUGGUGCCUGGAUGGAUAAUUUCCUUUCCAGGAGCUCUCUGCUCCAUCAACUCCCUGUUGCGUUUGUUAUUUGUAACCAAAUCCCACCUAUUGGCUCCACCCCUUCUCUGAUGUCAUUUUAUGAGGUCAGCACCCUGUUUCAUGAGUUUGGCCAUGCUUUGCAACACAUGCUGUCUACCGUGCCUUACAAUGGAGCCUCUGGCAUCAAUAACAUUGAGUGGGAUGCCGUAGAGUUUCCUUCCCAGUUUAUGUCAAACUGGGUCUAUGACAGACGCACCAUUGCUGCAAUCAGUGGGCACUACCAAACAGGAGAGCCACUGCCACAAGCCAUGCUCGAAAAUAAAAUUAAAGCUCGCUAUUACAUGAAAGGUACUGACAUGCUGACUCAGCUGCACCUGGCUGCUUUGGACCUGACACUGCACAGCAGCACAGAUCCCUUGGAAAUCAUUAAGAAAAAAGUAUCUGAUAAGUUUACUGUAACAAAACCAAUGAAGGGGGACUGUUUUCCCUCCACAUUUCUCCACAUAUUUGGUGGAGACAGCUACGCAGCCGGUUAUUACUCUUAUAAAUGGGCUGAAGUCCUUGCUCAGGAUGCAUUUGGAGCCUUUGAGGAAGUUGGAUUGCAGAACAAAGAGAAGAUCAGAAAGGUUGGACGCAGGUUCAGAGACACAGUGCUGAGUCUCGGAGGUGGAACUUCACCACUGGAAGUGUUCCGCAUGUUCCGGGGACGGAACCCCUCCUACACUGCACUUCUCAAGAGUUACGGUCUGGCAUAAUGGAAAUCAUUGCAAAAAGAUGAAAACCAAAAGAACAACAAAAAAACAAAGUUUCUACCUACACAUAUUGUAUAGCUGUAAAAUGGCUGCUUACGUUAUCAUAAUACCCGUUAAAUCAAUUAAACCCUAACAUUACCCCUGGAGAAGAAUGUGUUCCUAUAGUCCUUAGAUGGUGGUUUUCAUGCAGAUAUUGAUAACCAAAAAUACAGUGUAAGAUGCAUUUAUUUUCUGUUUUAUAAAUUAAUAUUUCCAGUUACUAAAAAGGGAUUUUUUACAUUCACAUGUUGGAUUUUCAUUUUAAUAUCAUAUAUAUUGCAAAACAGUUUUUCAUAGUUACAUUUAAUCAGUCUACAGUGUUGUCAUCUGUGGUCUCAGUUGCAGCCAGAAUAUCUUGCAGGAGGGAGCGAGAAUAUAUAUAUGCCCAGAUAUUCAAAGCGAUGCGCAAUCCCCUCGCAAAAUUUGUGCAUCGCAAAAAAUUGUGCUUUUGCACAAAUAUUUAUACUUUCCAACACAGCCCAAAACAAAGUCGGAAAAUUGCAAUUUUUUGCUUAAUUCGCAAAUGUGUUUGUGCCUUGCAAAACCACCAGCGCAUUCAAUACCAAUAUAGCAGAAAUGCACAAGAGCUACGUGUGAAUGCACAGAAUUGGAAUAUGACAAUGGACUGUUUACAAUACCCUGCCAAGCAGAGUAUAAACCAAUAUUUCUCAGACGAGUCUACACUCAAAUGUAACCUGCACAUGGAAUGCAGAAUCAAAACUCAACACACAUCAGUAGCAUUGGCACCCCCAAAGUUGCAUGCCCACCCCCACAAAUAUAUACAUAAGCUACUAAAAGGAGAAAUGAAACAAUGGACCACAGGACAGUGUAGGCUCUUAAAUAAAACUGGCUGAAUGGGCAGUGGAAUAAGAAAGGAGCACCUUUCAUACAUUAACUUGACAUUUAAAACGUUGUCAAAAUUUACCUAUACAAUAAUCAGUAGUCUAGCCUAUUACUGUAUAAGCAGUGUCUUUGAUAUUGAAAUCUAUAUGAAUGCAAGGUAAGGAGGUGCAAACUGUUACUUGAUCGAUCUAGGGUUGAUAUACUGCUGUAUGUGUCUAUUAAAGUAAAGCAUUCCUGCAUCA
Messenger RNA from Acipenser ruthenus (sterlet), 6136 nucleotides. RefSeq lists its product as uncharacterized. The record is from RefSeq and is a predicted model, not a curated record. Bases 2868 to 5015 code for a protein of 715 amino acids. NCBI's taxonomy places the organism in Eukaryota, Metazoa, Chordata, Actinopteri, Acipenseriformes, Acipenseridae. Gene Ontology annotation, molecular function: metalloendopeptidase activity. The transcript is spliced from 19 exons. Gene Ontology annotation, biological process: peptide metabolic process; proteolysis.